AUGACUACUGAAGAGAUGACGCUCGCAGAGAUGAAAGCGGCCUACGAGAAGGCCCAAGCAGAGCUGGCCCAAGAAAGGGCCUCCAUUGAAAACCUCCAGAAGGAGCUCGAAUCCGUGAAAAUUACCAAGUAUCAAUCGCGUUACAAGCCAGGUGCAAAACCGAAGAAGUUAAUAUUCGAGAUGACUGACGACUCUGAGGACCUGUCCGACGGCGAGGAGCCUCAUGGGGAAGAGGAUGAAGCAACACCGGACCCCGUCACCAAGCGCCUAAAUAAGAUGGAAAAUCACAUGAAGAAGCGAUGCUCACACGUCAACUUCUACAAGCAGCGAAUGUGGCAGAUCGGCAUCCCCUACGACCUGGUCGAGCCCGUCAUGUGCAAAUCCUUCGGAGGAACCCUCGACGGAGCAGCCCUGGAAUGGCUCAUGAACAUAACACCUGGAUCUAUCUUCUGCCUGUCCGACCUCAUCAACGCCUUCUACCAACAAUUCGCCAGCAGUCGCCAGUUGGAGAAACAAACAAGUGACCUCUAUCGGUUGGUCCAAGGACCUACCGAGUCGGUACGCGAUUAUUUUAACCGUUUUAAUUGUGAAAAAAUUAGCAUAAAAAACUGUGAUGUCAGGACAGCCAUCGAAGCCUUCAAGAGAGGUCUCGUCCCCAACUCGGAGCUGUACCGGGAACUAACCAAAUAUCCCUGUGCAACCUUCGAAGAAGUCCGAUCGAGGGCUACUGCCCAGAUGCGGAUUGAAGACGACGAGAUUACACGAAUGGUUUCUCAGCGACCAGCAGGGGGCAGCAGCGACAGGAGGUCGUACACCCCAAGGAACAACGGCUGGAGACACCAACCAUACAACCGCCAGAGUCAGGUACAAAAUGUCAAUCAAUAUGAUGAUACUAACAAUGUUUACAGGAAUGAACGGGUCGUUUAUCCCCCCAUCUCCGAGUAUGGCUUCAACGUCGACAUCGGAGGCGUGGUAAACGCCCUUCAAAGUGUAGGUGGUACCGUCAGAUGGUCUAAGAAGAGCGACAGACCAGACUCUACGAAGGACAUGAGCAGGUGGUGCGACUUCCACCGCGACAAUGGCCACACAACCGAGGAAUGCAUCUCCCUCAAAAAGGAGGUGGCGUAUCUAUUGAAAAGAGGCCACCUGAAGGACCUACUGAGCGACAAAGGAAAGGAGACGUACAACAAGGAUAGAAGCUCCCAACCCAACCGAGCACCAAGCGGCGACCGACCGGCCCCGCCCACGUUCGAAAAAGUGGUAAACGUUAUUUCUGGUGAUUCAGAUAUAUGUGGACUAACUUCUUCUGCAGCUAAAAAAAUCAACAGGGGCGAAUCUGAAGCCGUCAAAGAGGGGCAGACCGAAGACGAAGUAGCACUCAACAAGUCAUUAGCAGCGAUGAUAAUAACCUUCGACGACUCAGAUUCAACCGACACAAUACAGGAACAUCAUGACAGGCUAGUCAUAUCGCUCCCAAUAGGCAACGCUCUCAUCAAAAGGAUAUUGAUCGACAACGGCAGUUCAGCAAACGUAUUGUUCCUAGAGGCUCUGCAGGAAAUGGGACUAGACGAAAAGAGUAUAAUCAGAAGGUCGACAGUCAUAGUAGGAUUCAGUGGAGAAUCGCUACGAACAGUAGGAGAGAUAUCGCUGCCUACGUACGCAGAAGGUGUUAAUGUGAUGACCAAGUUCAACGUCGUCGACUGCCCAUCAGCAUACAACGUCAUUUUGGGACGACCAUGGAUCCACAAAAUGAAGGCGGUGCCGUCGACAUACCACCAGUCAAUCAAGUUCCCAACCAAAUGGGGAGUCAUGGAAAUCAAAGGACAACAAAGGGACGCAAAGAAAUGUUAUGAAACGGCGCUGAAACCAUCAAAGUCAUCCAUCUAG
Messenger RNA from Spinacia oleracea (spinach), 1887 nucleotides. RefSeq lists its product as uncharacterized. The record is from RefSeq and is a predicted model, not a curated record. The transcript has 2 exons. The coding region runs from base 1 to 1887 and encodes 628 amino acids. NCBI's taxonomy places the organism in Eukaryota, Viridiplantae, Streptophyta, Magnoliopsida, Caryophyllales, Amaranthaceae.